UACCUUGUGCUGGUGCUGCCAUCGAAAAAUCUGGUUACAGUCUGGGGAGGCCUGCUGCUGCUGCAGGACUGAAUCCCCUCGGCCCUGAGAUGAGUGUCCCAACAGAGCAGGCACACCAUGAAUAGAUACACAACAAUCAAGCAGCUUGGGGAUGGGACCUACGGUUCUGUCCUGCUGGGAAGAAGCAUUGAGUCUGGAGAACUGAUCGCCAUUAAAAAAAUGAAAAGAAAGUUUUACUCCUGGGAAGAAUGCAUGAACCUUCGGGAGGUUAAGUCUUUGAAGAAGCUCAAUCAUGCCAAUAUAGUAAAGUUGAAAGAAGUCAUCAGGGAAAAUGAUCAUCUCUAUUUUAUCUUCGAGUACAUGAAGGAAAACCUUUACCAGCUCAUUAAAGAAAGAAAUAAGUUGUUUCCAGAAUCUGCUAUAAGGAAUAUAAUGUAUCAGAUAUUGCAAGGACUGGCAUUCAUUCAUAAACACGGCUUCUUCCACCGCGACUUAAAGCCCGAGAACCUCCUCUGCAUGGGACCAGAGCUUGUGAAAAUUGCAGACUUUGGAUUGGCCCGAGAAAUCCGAUCAAGACCUCCAUACACAGACUAUGUGUCUACUAGAUGGUACAGGGCUCCAGAAGUACUCCUGAGGUCUACCAACUACAGCUCCCCUAUUGAUGUCUGGGCAGUUGGCUGCAUCAUGGCAGAGGUGUACACCCUCCGGCCUCUUUUCCCUGGGGCCAGCGAAAUUGACACGAUUUUCAAAAUUUGCCAAGUGUUGGGAACACCGAAGAAGACUGACUGGCCUGAAGGCUACCAGCUGUCAAGUGCCAUGAAUUUCCUCUGGCCCCAAUGUAUACCCAAUAACUUAAAGACGCUAAUUCCAAAUGCUAGCAGUGAAGCCAUUCAGCUCCUGAGAGACAUGCUCCAGUGGGAUCCCAAGAAACGACCGACCGCUAGUCAGGCCCUUCGAUAUCCUUACUUCCAGAUUGGACACCCACUGGGCAACAUCACACAGGAUUCAGGAAAACCUCAGAAAGAUGUCCAAGACAAGACAGCCCCACCUCCUUACAUCAAGCCGGCCCCUCCUGCCCAGCCCCCAACCAAGGCACAUACACUGAUUUCUUCUCGACCAAACCAAGCCAGUCAGCCCCCUCAGCAUUUUGUGUACCCCUACAAAGGUGAAGCCUCCAGGGCAGAUCAGCUCAGCCAUCUUCAGGAGGGCAAGCCAAGCCCAACGCUCUUCCCUUCCCUCCAAAAUAAGAACCUGCAGCCAACACAGAAAAUCCUCGCUGGCCUGGAACACAAAAAUGGUGAAAUCAAGCCAAAGAGCCGGAGAAGAUGGGGUCUUAUCUCCAGGUCAACGAAGGGUUCUGACGAUUGGGCCGACUUGGACGACUUAGAUUUCAGUCCCACUCUCUCCAGGAUCGAUGUGAAAAACAAGAAGAGGCAGAGUGACGACCCCCUCUGCAGGUUCGAAAGUGUUUUGGACCUGAAGCCAUCGGAGCCGGUGGGUACAGGAACUAGCGUCUCGACCCAGGCUUCCUCCCAGAGGAGAGACACGCCGACCCAGCGGUCUGCAGCCAAGCAGCUCUACUUGAAGCACUCUCGAUACUUGCCUGGAAUAAAUAUAAGAAAUGGCGUGCUCCCAAAUCCAGGCAAGGACUUCCCUCCAUCAAAUCCAUGGUCCAGUUCUGGUUUGUCUGGAAAAUCUUCAGGAACAGUGUCAGUAGUGAGCAAAAUAACUUCAGAAUGUAGAAACAAACUGUUGCGUGCUCUUGGUCUCAUGGAGUGUGUCUUGGCAGUAAUGAGUCUUCCUUUCCACACCUCAGUUGGCUCAGGCUCUGCGGGUUCCAGCGGACUGACUGGAGGUUACAUCCCUUCUUUCCUGAAGAGAGAGAUCGGUUCUGCUGUGCAGAGGGUACACCUGGCGCCUCUCACCGACCCCUCCCCUGGCUAUUCUUCCCUGAAGGCCAUGAGACCUCACCCGGGGAGGCCUUUCUUUCACACCCAGCCUAGGAGCACUCCUGGGUUGAUUCCACGACCUCCAGCCGCCCAGCCUGUGCACGGCAGGAUAGACUGGUCUUCCAAGUACCCAGCCCGUCGGUGACUGUGUCAGCCAUGAGGCCGGCCUCCCUCCUCGACUCCGUUGCAGAACCACGUGAUGGUGUAAAAGCACCCAAGCUUACAGCUGUUCUGAACUAACACAUUUCAAUAUUUCUUUUAAAAGUUUUUUUUUGAUAUUGAUUUGAAUGCAAUACCCUCUUUUUGUAUAAAAUUAUUUUCUUCUAAAACUGGGUCUCAUUAUUUUCUUAAACAACAGCAUUUUGUAUAUAUGGAUUAUGUUUUAGCAUUUUAUACAGUCAACUUUGUAAUGAACUUUUUAAAGAUUAAGUAAUUUUUGUUUGUUGUUCCACAUAAUAUUUUAUACAGAUUUUGAAAUAUAUAAUAAUAUUGAUGCAGUAUUGUGACAGGGUGCAGUUUAAUGCUGUGCCGUAAGGGAUUAUGUACUCAAUAUAUUCGGAUAUCGUGAAGAGGCUGCAUUUAAAUGUGGCUCAUUUGGUACUUUAGGCUUUCUUGGACUGAUCUGAGGAAAGCGUCCCAUCCACUGCUUUUCUUAACAGCUUGUAUCGGUUGUUCUGGGGGCAGAAAUUGUUUUGUUGUUGUUGUUGUUGUUUUGAAACAGGGUCUUAUGUAGCCCAGGCUGGCCUACCACUCACCAAGUAGCUGAGGAUAGCAUUGAACUUCUGAUCUUCCUGCCUCUGGCUUCCUGAGUGCUGCCAUGCUUGGUUUUAACCCAGGGCUAUUAUUACAUGCCUAACAGCCCUCAUCUACCAUCCUUUAUACUACUGCUCUAUUAGAAACCGUCACUUUAUCUGGACUUGUUUCACUUUAUUUUUGCCCCCAGAACAAAGAAAUUUUGAAAUUUUAUAACACUCAUAAAUACAGUUGCAAACAAUAUCCAGAUAAAAACCAAGCAUAAUCAUACUAAACUAUCACAUUUCUACCUUUUCUUUUUUUUUUUUUUUUUUUGACUGACAGGGUUGCUCUCUACUGGUUAAAAUCCCCACUGGCCUCCAGCUUCAAGUAGUGCACUCCUGGCGGUGAGGAUGAGGGAGGGAUUGAGCAGGGACAGCCAGCUCCCUGCUGGGCAGACACUGAGGGAGAUGGCAGGACCUGUAGUCACCAGGCAUUGUUCAGGUGAGCUUUUCUUGUUCUGGAGGGCCUAUCAGCCAGGAGCACCUACCUACCUACCUACCUACCCACAGCAAUGCCAGCAAGCCUUCUUCCAGCCUUCACCAUCCCCAACUCACCUGCAGCAGACUAAAGAUGCAGAAAACAGUACUUAGCUCAAAACCAGCGGAGCCAUGGAGGCAGGUGGGGAGGUUGCAGCCCCUUGCAGGUGCCCGCACCUACCUCCAUAGAGCCAGAGAGGAGGCUCCCUCCCACCCCUGUGGUCCAUGCUUUUUUCCAUUGUUAAAAACUCUGGGCUGAGAGAUGACUCAGCUGCUCCUGUUCCAAGGGAUCCGAUGCCCUCUUCUGGCCUCUAUAGGCACCUUCAUGCAUGUAGAUACCCAGCCACUGACAUAAACACAUGUAAAAUCUUUAUAAAAUCCAAUUGUUAAAAUCCCUUAAAAGGGAAGCCUUUUUAUGUCAAAGGUACCUUUUUAUUAUAAUUUUUCAUUGUUUUAUUGUAAAAAAAAUUUCCUAACGUAUGUUAAUACAAUCAAUUAAACUUAUAUCCCUGCCAAGAUGAAUGACCAAAAGAGCCUAGUGUCUUUCUAUACAGCCCUGGCUGUUCUGGAACUCACUCUGUAGACCAGGCUGGCCUUGAACUCACAGAGAUCUGCCUGCCUCUGCUUCCUGAGUGCUGGGAUUGAAGGCAUGCACCAACAUGCUCUUUUAUUUUUUAACUGAGAAGGAAUGUUAAAUUCAGCUCAGCUCUCCACAUCUGACCAGGGGCAGCUCAUUAACUAUCCAAGCCAACUUCUCAGGACAACUUUAAGAGUGGGAAAGACUUAGGGGAGAAUUUCAACUUACCUGAGAAGUCACAGUUGCCACGAUGUUAUGUCUAGACUGUGCCACGUCCCCACCCCCACCUCGUGUGGUCUCUUUCAAGGGUGAGACCUCUGUUGGACAGGCUGUUCCUUUGAGAGGAAUGUUUACAGCAGUUUUGCAGAUGACAAAGCUAGUUUGGAGCCAGAACGAUGCAGAGGAUCCCCUUCCUUCCAUCUCUAUAUUGCACAUCUGCCUCCACUCUUGAUUCCCUCCCAUAAGGCAGGGUCACCACCAGUGAGUGCAAUAGCACACCUCAACGGGAUAUUAACUCACGUUCUCCCAGGGCCCAAAUGAUUCUUUUGGUUACAGUUUCCAAAAUACAGCAAAGCAAACCAUACGAAAUGAUCAUUCUUUGUAGGUUGAAAGGGUAAGGUAAAUGCAGACAUUCCCAUAACCCUAAUAAAUUGGUUAACGAUUGCUUUGAUGUAUAAAUAAUGACUUCCAAAGGGCUCUGUCUGUCCUAAAAUCAGAAAAUAAUUGAUGCUUUGGAGAAUCUGACUCAAAACUACACUUGACCGAGCACUUUGAUUCUGAGGGGCAUAGAGAAAGCACACAAUGGACAUGGGUUUGAUAGGGCGUGUUUCCCUGUCAACAAGCUAGCAACAAGACUUGAGAAAAUGUAUAUGCAAGCACAACUUGAGACCAUUUGUUUAUGUAUUAUAUUCUAAACCAACAAAAUAUGUGUUCAGAGCUGAGUCCUCUACUGUGAGGUUAAUAUUUAUUUUCUCUUUUCUGUAUUAUGUAUAAAAGGUAAAUUAAUCUCAGAUCCUGUUCAGCUAGCUGGAAAGUUGGCUUUAAAUUAUAGAUAGCACUUAGAUAUACAAAUAAAUCAUUAGCACCACAUUCUCCGUAAUCUAGCUAGUGUUAACUAAGGCCAUUCUAUUCCUUUUGAUUGACAAAAAACCUGGUUGUAGGAUGUUAUAAACUUGUUUUCCUAAUGCCUUGUGGGCCCUCCCUUCACUUUCCUUCCCUUACUAGCAAACAGCUCCGCUUGAGAAGUUAAACAUACUUGUUGACAUGAAAGAAGCGCUAGGAGCCGAGAAAACUAGAUGACUGAAAAACCAAGUUCUAAAGACCUCGCAAAACCCUCAGAAGUACUUUUCCCUCGUCAAAAUGGGUAAAGGAGGAAAUGUAUACAAGCUGUGUACUGUGGAGGGAAGUAGACCUUUUUAAACAGUGGUAGUCAAACCUGCCUGUUGCAUGCAUAUUUAGCUACUGUAGAAUUAUGAAGUGGAAAACAAAAUACUGACAGGUGUGGUGAGUUAGACUGCACCUAGACUACAUCUAGUUUACAAUCACAAAGCUUUUGGGGGGCUGGAGAGUGGUUCAGAGGUUAAGAGCGCUGGCUGCUCUUCCAGAAGACCCAGGUUCGAUUCCCAGCACAAACAAGGUAGCUGGCAACCUUCUAUAACUCUAGUUUCCAAGAACUCUACCCUCGUUUGGCCUGAGGGCAUCAGGUCAGGCAUGCACAUGGUGCACAGAUAGGAAUGCAGGCAAAGAACCUCUAGAGAUAAAAUUUAAAUUAUAUUGCAUUAAAUUAAAUAAUUUUUAAAUAAAGGGAAUUUAUUAUUUAAAGAAAACAAAAAAAAACAAACAAAGACAAAACCAAAACCAAAAACAGCUUUCUGGCGAGCCAAGAAAUGGUACAGAGUGACUCAUUUGGGGCCUGUUUUGGUGGCAGGGUUUGCCUCACAGAGACAAGGGAAACCGCAUUCUUGUAAAAGCUGUUGUUAAUAAUAUUUGCUUUACAAUAAUCCCAUCAGUUACCAAGUGUAGAAAACUGAUCCUAAAACAAUGUUUCAGACAUAGGGCUUGCCUAAGGACACCUACCUACUUCUAAAAAAGUGUGACACUGUCAUGUUCUGGAAAUAUCGAGACCUGAAUAUACGAAAGCAAAGUGUGUCAAAGAAAGAAAGACUUUCACUUUCAAUGCCCAUGUAAGUACUGCUGGAGUCCAUGGCACCGUAUUUUCCUAUGAAGUCACAUUUCCAUAACAUCAAGCCAUUGCCUUGUGCCAUUGGGGUGUGUGUGUGUGUGUGUGUGUGUGUAUGUGUGUGACACAAAUGCUCUCAACUUACUGUGUGACCAGAAGCAAUAUGUUUAUAAGAAAACAUUUGACGUACUCAUUGUUUUAUGUUUUAAGCAUACUGUCGCGAUGGGUUUAAUAUAUGUGCAUAGGUAUUUUUUAGAAUUGUUUUUACAAUUUCCAACCAAAUGUACUGUAAUGUUCGUAUAAUUUAUUAUGAUGACCUGCUCAUGUAAAUUAUAAAAACAAAAUAGGGGCACAUGUCAUCUUAUUUGCUAUUGGUUUUUCCUUAAACAUUGAUAAUGUGACUUGAACACCACCCGGAUGAAGCCUCUGAUCUCCCAUAUUCUCAGUACAGAAUGCAGGUUAGUUCUACCGAUUUGGUUAUAAAGUGAUCUUCCCUUACCUAGAAGGCAAAGAACAGGAAAAAAGAGACCCUUCUGAAACAAAAUGUUACUUUUUGAAUGAUUUAUCCGAAGAUGUUUAAUGGUGUUAACAUUAUAUAUGGAAACUUCUGCUCCAAAUAAAGUUACAAUUUAAGAAAA
This is a messenger RNA of Peromyscus californicus insignis, 6614 nucleotides long. RefSeq names its product ciliogenesis associated kinase 1 (gene Cilk1). The record is from RefSeq and is a predicted model, not a curated record. The coding region runs from base 118 to 2094 and encodes 658 amino acids. Lineage: Eukaryota; Metazoa; Chordata; Mammalia; Rodentia; Cricetidae. Gene Ontology annotation, molecular function: ATP binding; protein serine/threonine kinase activity. Gene Ontology annotation, biological process: intracellular signal transduction; intraciliary transport; protein phosphorylation. The transcript has 13 exons. Gene Ontology annotation, cellular component: cilium; cytoplasm; nucleus.